Morone saxatilis (striped sea-bass) is the source of this 1280-nucleotide messenger RNA. Its product is annotated as inverted formin-2-like. Gene Ontology annotation, biological process: actin cytoskeleton organization. The record is from RefSeq and is a predicted model, not a curated record. NCBI's taxonomy places the organism in Eukaryota, Metazoa, Chordata, Actinopteri, Moronidae. Gene Ontology annotation, molecular function: small GTPase binding; actin binding.
UCUCGUCUCUGCAGCUUCGUGUUGUUAUGGCAACCAAAACAAAAUGGGAGGCGGUGAAGGAGCGCCUGACGGGAAGCCCCGCCCACGACCCCGACGCCACACUGGAGGCGAAUCUGGAGAACGCAGACCCUGAACUGUGCAUCCGACUGCUGCAGGUUCCCACCGUGGUGAACUACUCCGGUUUGCGGCGGCGGUUGGAGGCCAGCGAUCAGGCCUGGAUGGUUCAGUUCCUGGAGCUGCGCGGUCUGGACCUGCUGAUGGAGGCGUUGGAGCGACUCUCCGGCCGCGGCUGCGCUCGCAUUGCUGACGCGCUGCUGCAGCUCACCUGCAUCGCCUGCGUCCGAGCCAUUAUGAACUCGUCUGAAGGACUGCACUUCAUCCUGGACAACCAGGGUUACGUCAGGACCCUGACCCAGGCUCUGGACACCUCCAACGUCAUGGUAAAGGUGCAGGUGUUUGAGCUGUUGGCGGCUCUGACUCUGUUUGACCCUCAGGGACACCGCCUGGGCCUGGACGCCCUCGACCACUACAAGACUCUAAAGAAGCAGCAGUAUCGCUUCAGCGUGAUCAUGAACGAGCUCCACUGCACCGACAACGUCCCGUACAUGGUGACGCUGAUGAGCGUCAUCAAUGUCCUCGUGCUGGGACAGGAAGACCUGAGGAGGAGGGACCGCCUGCGGCAAGAGUUCAUCGGACUGCAGCUGCUGGAUCUGCUGCCCAGACUGAGGGAGACGGAGGAUGAGGACCUGAACAUCCAGUGUGAUGCGUUCGAGGACUCUCUGACGGAGGACGAGGAGGAGAUGGAGAGACUGUACGGAGGCAUCGACAUGAGCAGCCACCAGCAGGUCUUCACCUCGCUCUUCACCAAGGUGUCCAGCAGUCCGUCCUCUGUCCAGCUGCUGUCCAUCCUUCAGGCCUUGCUGUUGGUGGAUCCGGACAGAGCUGAGGUCUGGUUAGCUCUGGAGCUGCUGGCUGACAGAGCCACGCUGCUGUCCCAGGACCCCGACUUAGAGUCUGCUGAGUGCCUGCUGGAGAGGCUCCUCCCCCACAAAUCCCUCUCAGCCAAUCGCAAGGUCCAGACCAUAGACCGGGCGGUACAGACUCGACUACCGGACGGUCCUCCUGGACAACCUGAGCACCUCAUCAAAGACGCCUUCACAACUGCUGCUUCAUCAGCUUCUCCUCAAGCUCUUCCUUCAGCUACACCUCCUUUCCCUCCUCCCUUACUUGGUAUGGGAGCUCCAGCCCCUCCACCCCCUCCUCCUUUACCUGGUAUGGGG